AAGUGAGAGAUGAAGAUGGAGAAGAACCAAAGGAUAACAUGAUGCAAGAAAGGGUUAAGAGAGUGCUAAGUAACAAGUAAAGAUACAGAUGGAUUGGCAUUGUCAAAUGCCUUUAAAAACCAACCUUUUCUGAAACUUACGAAAGUUGAUUGCCUGUCAAUCCCUUAAUAGAUACUCCCAUUCAUUUCUUCUUCUUAUAUACUUACUUCAAUAUUCAUCUAAAGGUAAAAAAUAACACAAAGAGAAAAGAAAAUGGGGAGAGGAAAGAUAGAGAUAAAGAGAAUAGAGAACUCAAGCAAUAGGCAAGUAACUUACUCAAAGAGAAGAAAUGGGAUCUUGAAAAAAGCUAAGGAAAUUAGUGUACUUUGUGAUGUUCGUGUUUCUGUUAUCAUUUUUGCUACUUCUGGAAAGAUGCAUGAGUUCUCUUCUACUUCGUUGGUUGAUAUUUUGGAUCAAUAUCACAAGCUUACUGGGAGAAGAUUGUGGGAUGCUAAGCAUGAGAACUUGGACAAUGAAAUCAACAGAGUCAAGAAAGACAAUGACAACAUGCAAAUAGAGCUCAGGCACCUAAAGGGUGAAGACAUAUCGUCAUUGAACUAUAGAGAGCUGAUGAUAUUGGAAGAUGGUCUUGAAAAUGGACUCACUAGUAUCCGUGACAAACAGAAUGAGUUUAUGAGGAUGAUGAGGAAAAAGACUCAAGGUAUGGAGGAGGAGCAAGAACAACUUAAUUGCCAACUGAGGCAACUGGAGAUAGCAAGCAUGAAUAGGAACAUGGGAGAAAUAGGGGAAGUGUUUGAGCAGACAAGGGGGAAUCAUGAAUACCAAAUGCCUUUUGCCUUUCGAGUGCAGCCAAUGCAGCCCAAUUUGCAGGAGAGGUUCUAAAUAAAUCAAAUUUCCAUCUACCUACUAGUAUUUGAUAUUGGUGGUAUUUUAAUUAUGUGUGCUUUCAAAACAAUUUGCAUGGUGUGUAAUUAAUACCCAUCUACGCACCUUAUGGUUUAUGUGACAUUAUAUAUAUAUAUAUAUAUAUAUAUAUAUAUAUAUAUUUAUCCAUCUAUAACCAUUAUAUUAUGCUUAUCUUUUAGGAAAAAAAUUAGAACAGUGUAGCUCUUUAAACUCUGUAUAUGUGUAAUGUGUGAUUUGUGCAUUAGACGCACAUCAUAAAUUAAAAAUCUGCCGCUCAUAAAAGCGUGGUAUUUAAGUAGUGA
This is a messenger RNA of Capsicum annuum, 1208 nucleotides long. Its product is annotated as floral homeotic protein FBP1. The record is from RefSeq and is a predicted model, not a curated record. Bases 253 to 882 code for a protein of 209 amino acids. Gene Ontology annotation, cellular component: nucleus. Gene Ontology annotation, molecular function: protein dimerization activity; RNA polymerase II cis-regulatory region sequence-specific DNA binding; DNA-binding transcription factor activity, RNA polymerase II-specific. NCBI's taxonomy places the organism in Eukaryota, Viridiplantae, Streptophyta, Magnoliopsida, Solanales, Solanaceae. Gene Ontology annotation, biological process: positive regulation of transcription by RNA polymerase II. The transcript has 7 exons.